UCGCCCAGUCUCCAGAGCUGGUCCCGGAUGCCACUGCGGAUUGCCCAGUGCUCGGGUGCUCAGGCUAACUUCCAAGGUACCUUACCUUACCUCACUCACACUGCUUCGCUCCGUCACGCUCUUUUACUUUUGCCCUAGCUUGAUUGCCCAAUCGUCGGCUUGUUGGCUGAUGUCAAUGCUAUUAUUGUUGAACCCUUGCCCCCUGCUCUCAUUCACCUAUCCGUACGUACAUAUCGCUUUUCCCUCCACUCUCUUAUGGCUCACGCCUCAUGGUUCAUGUACCGAUCAACAAGUGCCAGCUAGCCAGCCCAGCCCAGCCCUGGUUGCGAUUUGGCUUGGGUCGGCUGAAGCGUUGACUGCAUGGUACGUGGUGCCAUCGCAGCCCUCUCUCUAGCCCUCCAGCCUCGCCGCUCUGUUCCUACUUUCACCCCCAUUCUCGCAAUCUUCAAAUAGGCUCUUUACGUAUCUGGGGGCGUUCAUUCGUCCAUUUGUUGCUCGCUCUCCCGCCCGCGGAUUAUACAUCUGCACGAAACCUCCUCUCUCUCUCCCACCCAAUGUACCGUGUAGCACGUCAGGCACUCAUCUAGGUACACGACCUGGAUACGGAUACACACAGCUCUCACUUUCGUGUAUACAUCCAGGCUGUAUGCAUCCGCUUUCCGUAACCUUCGUUUCCUCUCCCUUUCUCGGCUGGAGAUUCCAGUUCUGCCCCUGGUCAGCUCUUACCCUGCCUUUUCCCACCGUUUGCACCUCCAUCCUUCACCCCUUUGCUCUCCAGUCGGCCUAGCUACGGAGUACUCAUCCGUCUACUUCUAUCCUCCACCCCCUUCACCCUACCCCCCGGCUGGCCUUGCACAAGCCCUUGCCUCUGCGGCUUUGAAGCUCCCAAUCAUUUCCCUCUUCCACCCCGACGGGUCGGCACUCCACGCCAGCUCUGUGUGGCCUUGGACCCCGCCGGAGGCCGGGUAAGGGAGCCUGGCAAGCCACAUCCCAAUCAACUGUUCGCUCAAAGCUGCGGCCAUUUCCCGGUCUCCCUUCACAAGUAGCGCGUAUUCACCUUACCUACAAGCCGUGGAGCCAUGCCAUCUUGUCUCAAGUCCCGCAAGCCCAUAUUUCCCAGCUGCCUGUUCAUAAACCAUGAUUGUCGGCACCCAUGUACCGGUUGACCACGCGGGGGGUUCAACGACUAGCAUAUGUGUGUGUGUGCGCGUGCGUGUGUGUGUGUGUGUGUGUGUGUGUGUGUG
This is a messenger RNA of Colletotrichum acutatum, 1244 nucleotides long. RefSeq lists its product as uncharacterized. The transcript has a single exon. NCBI's taxonomy places the organism in Eukaryota, Fungi, Ascomycota, Sordariomycetes, Glomerellales, Glomerellaceae. The record is from RefSeq and is a predicted model, not a curated record. The coding region runs from base 170 to 394 and encodes 74 amino acids.